GCAAAUCAUGCCGAGGUGAAUAAAUGCGCAAAAUAAGAACAACAACGUGUUAAAAAAGCAUAGACGCAUUCGAAGAGGUGGAGAAAAUGCAUUUUUACACACGCUAGCACCAUCUAUAUUGCGAAUAUUUAAUAUAAAACGCUUGUAAAUUCGUUUUUCGUGCGUAUUUUACUAACCUAGACGUAUUUUGUAUUUCUGCGCAAGUUUUGAACAAAAUGUCGGAUGAUGAAGAUUUGGUUUAUGUAAAAAAACAGAAAACAAUCCAUUAUGGAUCACUUGAAGACUCAGAAAAAGCAAGAAUUGCGCUUGAGGCAGCUGAAGAUAACAGUCAAGAUGUCCCAAGUCCAACUGCACAGCUUACACAAGUACAAAACAAUGAAUAUAUGGAGCUUGAAGAUGCCAUGUCCAAAGACAAACAAGCUCUUCUGGAAGAGUUUGAAAGACGGAAAAAAGCUAGAUCUAUAAAUGUUUCAACUGACGAUGCAGAAGUUAAAAGAAACUUGCGACAACUCAGCGAGCCGAUUUGUUUAUUCGGUGAGGGACCUGCCGAUCGACGUAGUAGACUGCGAGACAUCUUAUCCUGUAUUGGUGAAGAUGCAAUUCUUCGUAAAGAAGUUGAAGAAGAAAAGCGUCAGUUUUCUCACAAUCAAGAAACAACGUGGUAUCACGAAGGUCCUGAUAGUUUAAGGAUAUCACGACUGUGGAUUGCUGAGUAUUCGCUGCCUAGAGCAAAAGCUAGGUUAGAAGAAGCUAGGGAAUUGGCAGAUCUACCAACUGCUACUCGUACAGCUAAAUUACAAGAACUACAGAAGAGAUUACAAGUGUUAUCGAUACAUUGUAGUCAAGUAGGUGACACACGACCAGUUUCCUUCUGUCAAUUCAGUCCUAAUUCCAAACUUAUAGCAACAGGUUCAUGGACAGGUGUUUGUAAAGUUUGGACUGUGCCCGACUGUGAAUUAAAGCAGACUUUAGUCGGGCAUAAACAUCAGAUUGGUGCGGUUGUUUUUCAUCCGAAAGCUACGCUGACACAAGAUGAAGGCGCUUGUAAUAUGGCGUCGUGUUCGGCAGAUGGCGCUGUGAAACUAUGGAACUUUAAAAGUGAGGAACCUAUUGCUGAUAUAGAAGGCCACAUGCCUCAUAGAGUAUCACGCUUAGCCUUCCACCAAUCCGGUAGGUUCUUAGGUACGUGCUGUUUUGACAGUUCAUGGCGCUUAUGGGAUUUGGAACAAUGCGCAGAAGUAUUACAUCAGGAGGGACACGGUAAACCUGUUUACUGUAUAUGUUUCCAAGGCGAUGGAUCAGUUUGUGCUACAGGUGGCCUGGAUGCUUUUGGUAGAGUAUGGGACCUGCGCACAGGGCGUUGUAUAAUGUUCCUCGAAGGUCAUUUGAAGGCCAUUUACGGUAUAGACUUCUCACAAAAUGGCUACCAUCUUGCAACUGCCAGCGCGGACAAUACAUGCAAGAUUUGGGACUUGCGGAAGCGUAGUAUACUGUAUACUAUUCCAGCACAUACGAAUUUAAUCUCGGAUGUUAAGUAUGAACGAGAGUGUGGUGAUUUUCUGGUGACGGGAUCUUAUGAUAAUUCGAUUAAGAUCUGGUCGAACCGGACAUGGCAGCCAUUGAAAACGCUGUCGGGGCAUGAUGGUAAGGUUAUGUGUGUGGAUGUCGCGCCGAAUAAUCAGUAUAUAGCUAGUUCGUCCUAUGAUAGGACGUUUAAAUUAUGGGCGCCUGAGUAAUUAAUAAAUAAUGAAUUAUUUUGGUACAUAAAA
Dalotia coriaria is the source of this 1769-nucleotide messenger RNA. It is a transcript of the gene U4-U6-60K, whose product is annotated as U4-U6 small nuclear riboprotein factor 60K. The transcript has 6 exons. Gene Ontology annotation, biological process: mRNA splicing, via spliceosome. Gene Ontology annotation, cellular component: U4/U6 x U5 tri-snRNP complex. Bases 216 to 1736 code for a protein of 506 amino acids. Gene Ontology annotation, molecular function: protein binding; U4 snRNA binding; U6 snRNA binding. The record is from RefSeq and is a predicted model, not a curated record. Lineage: Eukaryota; Metazoa; Arthropoda; Insecta; Coleoptera; Staphylinidae.